Messenger RNA from Postia placenta MAD-698-R-SB12, 4262 nucleotides. RefSeq lists its product as hypothetical. The transcript is spliced from 6 exons. NCBI's taxonomy places the organism in Eukaryota, Fungi, Basidiomycota, Agaricomycetes, Polyporales, Adustoporiaceae. Gene Ontology annotation, biological process: mRNA splicing, via spliceosome; regulation of alternative mRNA splicing, via spliceosome. The record is from RefSeq and is a predicted model, not a curated record. Gene Ontology annotation, cellular component: nucleoplasm. The coding region runs from base 1 to 3777 and encodes 1258 amino acids. Gene Ontology annotation, molecular function: N6-methyladenosine-containing RNA reader activity; mRNA binding.
AUGCAUGUGGCGGCGUUGUUAUGCGUGGUGAUUGCUCUCUGGCUUCGUGAAAAUUUGGGGACCCUGUUCCGGGGACUUUGCGCUGGUGCUGCUGCGCAUUAUGGUGUCGAAGGCCAAGGUCCGAAGGCACUUGGCCGUGGUGGACCGUCAGGUGGGACGGCAGCUGGCAAGGAUCCCGAUUGCGCAAACGAGGGCACGAUGGGAUCUGUGUGGAGCGGAGGACGAUUGUGGAGCGUGGCGAUUCAUCGCCGCGGCGAGCUGCGCAGCUCAGCGCCCGCACAGGCACUCCGUGGAGCGUCCGCUUCGGGGCAUGUACAUGUACCGCCGCUGAAUGAGAAGGCGAGCUGGGUGACGUCAGGCGGUGGUGGUGGCCUCUUUCCCUCCGCGCGCAUGGGCCCUGCUGCGCGACCGGCGGCUACUUGGCGGACACUCCACGCUCUCUUGCAUGGGACCCACUCGCCCCGCUUCCGGUCCACCAACCACCGCACCGCCAGAUCCAUCUCUCGCCCCCGCACUCGCAUACUAAUAACGCCUUCUCACCCCGCCUGCCGCUCCCAUCCCGUUGUGGAACUGAACCGGAACCCCAUCCCGCACUCGCACUCUGCACCAAUGAAAGCCACCUUUGACCGACCCGACGAGAGCAGGACGCCGCAGCCUCCGUCGCCGCCUCGCGCGGGUGCAUCUGAUGGGCGCCCCCGUCCCGCGUCGAGUGCGGCCGCGUCUUCGAAUCUUACAGCACCGGAUGCCCCGUGCCUGCCGACGCUCCCGACACCGAUCCUCUCCGUCGCUGUUGCUGCCACCUUCCAGAACGCUCUAGAAGCCGUCCGCGACCCCCCAGGGCUCAUUUAUAUGUCGGGCAAUGCCAGCAGGACGCGCCCGCCCAAUAUGUCCGAUUCACGAUCCCCGACCUCGUCUGAACAGGGGCGCCCGGCCUCCCGCGGCCGCUCCCAUUCCCAGCCCACAAACCCCGCCCGCCGGCCGCCACUCCGGCCCCCCUUCCAGGGCCCCCAUGCCCAGCCCCUCUAUCCUCUCGACACCGCCCCCGCAUCAGCCGCGCCCUCGCCCUCCUUCCAGCCCAUUCCAUCCCCGUAUCCGCCCUCUUACGCUCAGCACGGCUAUGUAGCGCAGUACGCCAUGUCCCCGCAGCCCCCCGUCAACAUGCCCCAGUACGCCUACGCGCACCACCCCGGUCUGCAUGCUCCAGACACGCCCAUGCAUCCCCCACAAAAUCAGCUGCUAGGCUAUUCCCCGAACACGCUCAUGCCUCUCAUGCAGCCGCACACGCCGGUGUACCAGGGCUUCCCCGGACAUUCGCCCGAAGGUUCUUCUUCUUCUAGUCACUCAUUUACACCUGCCCCCGGCGCUUCCGCCAUCUUCUCCCCACACUCUCACCCCUCGCUCACAAACCCCCACUCCCCCGCGCUUCCGUCUCCACCGCCCCAUACGCCCCUGGUGCAGCAAGGCUCGGGCCCGCACCACCGGCCGCCGCUCUCUCACUCUGCCUCGUACGCUGGCCAGUCGCCGUACGCGCCCCUCCGCUACCCCACACCGCCCUUCCCUUAUCCCUCACACUCCUUUCCGCACUCCCCAUCACUCUACACGUCCACAUACGCCUCGCCGUAUGCGCCGCACUCGUACGCGCCCGAACCGCCGCCGGAGGGCCAGGGCACCUGGUGGUACGUCCCCCCGCGCUCCAGCCAGUAUGACACCUACCACCAGGGCGCCCCGUACUCCAUGGGGUACACCAUGUCCCCGCGCGAAGUCGAGCCGUACCCGCAGCCCGGGCCGUCCUCCAUGUCCUCCCCUGUCUUUGCCAUGUCGCCCCGCCAGCCUCCCGCCCAGUACCCGCCCGCGCAGAUGCCGACACAUGUCGUGCCCGAACCACCGCCUCUACCUCCGCCGGCGUCGCAGUUACCACCGCCGCAAUUUUCGCGAGCGCCAUCUCCCGGCUCGUCCGCGCGCACGCACCAGCAGCAGAAGCAGCCUGAGGCGGGCGUCACAACACCCUCAGGCACUCGCCCUGCUGCCGAGCGUUCCCGCCGCCCGCACCACCCGCAACCUCCUGCGCAACGCUCAGAAUGGGUGAUGUGGGUCGGGAAUGUCCCCUCCGACACCACGCACGACGAGCUCUGGCGCUUCCUCAAUCAGGAGCCAUCAGCCGGCACCGCGGCCGGCCCGUCCUCGGCGGCGGCCGGCGUAGACGCCGUGUGGGGCGGCGUGCUGUCCAUCUUCCUCAUUUCGCGCUCGAACUGCGCGUUCGUCAACUUCCAGAGCGAGACGCACCUCCUUGCCGCGAUCCGCCACUUCAACGGGCAGCCGCUGCGCCCAGGCGACCCGCGGUGCCCGCGUCUAGUGUGCCGCGUCCGCGCACGCGAGGACGAUGUCAAGGCGGGCGUCGGCGGGCAGCGCGGGGCGGGUCUGCACGUACGGUGGAUCCGCGACCAGAAGGAGAAGGCGCGCGAGGCCGCACGCGCGGGCCAGGAGCCGCGCUCGCCGACGUCGUCGGACGCACUCACGACGCCGAGCAGCUCGCCGAGCGACGCGGCGCCGCUGCUCGCGAGUCUGAGCCUGGGCAGCGACGACGAGAGUGGGCGCAGGCACCGGGGCCGCCCUGCCCCCCACUCGAGCAGCUCGGGCUCGUACGCGAGCACGAGCUCGAGUAUCUUGAUGCAGUAUUUCCCGAAGCGCUUUUUCAUCCUCAAGUCGUUGACGCAGAAAGACCUGGACAUCAGCGUCGAAAAGGGCCUGUGGGCGACGCAGCGGCACAACGAGGGCACGCUCGACCAGGCGUUCCGCACGAGCCAGGAUGUGUAUCUGAUCUUCGGCGUGAACAAGAGCGGCGAGUUUUAUGGGUACGCAAGGAUGGCCGGCCCUGUCACGUAUGGUGAGCAUCGCGUCUCGUGGACGUCGCCCGCCGAGUCGCCGCCGCAGCGCCGGAUGUCACGGGCGGGCAGCUCGCAGGGCUCGAGCCCGCCCGUUGCGCGGCGGGAUGCGCACGCGCGCACAUUCUUCUCGCCGGCGGAGCAACGGUACGAGGAGUCGCCCCAACCGCUGUCGUCCGACGCGCCGCUGCCACCGUCGUCGUCCGCGCAGCAGCUGCAGGUCCCACAGGCGCCGUACGACGAAGGCGCGACGCCGAGGUCCACCCAGGAAGGCCACAGCCGGAACUACCUGUCUGCGCCGCCCGAGAUGCACCGGCUGCACCGCGGCCUCAGUGCGCUGACCGGCGUGCCGCGCCAGGCGCAGACCCUUCUCGAGGUGCCUGCUGCUCAACUGUAUGCUCCCACACCUCAAUUGCCCGAUGAUUUCGAGCUCGACCCGACCGCGCCGCAACGACAUAUUCGCGAGCGGUCGGCGUCGGAGCUGAUGUCGGCCCGGGGAGACGUCAGCGAGGCAGGCCGGAAGUUCGACUGGGACCCGGUAGCGGAGUCGCCGUUGGAGCCCGUUACCGAGGAGGAGGAGAGGGCGAGCGGGAGGAUAUCUCGGUCGCGCACCGACGGUGCGCCGGCGGGAGAGGAGGCGGAGGCCAAUGAGGGCCCCGGGUGGGGCGAGCCGUUCAGGGUGCAGUGGAUCCGGACGGAGCGCCUGCCGUUCUAUCGCACACGACGCCUGCGCAAUCCCUGGAACCACGAUCGCGAGAUUAAGGUGUCUCGCGACGGGACAGAACUGGAACCGUCGGUGGGCCAGGCGCUGCUGGACGAAUGGGACCGGCCUGCACCGCCGACGGAGGGAGGUGCUGGGCCGUCGGACGAGCCCCCGCCCGGAGAGGGAGGAUAAAGCAAAGCCAGUCGACCCCCGCAUUGCUAGCAUUCACGUCGACAUCACAGCUACACGGACCACUGACGUACAUUCAUCUCCCAUCACGAUCACAUCCACUUGCUUUCAGCAAAAUCAAUCACGCAAGCACGCACGCACACACACGAACGCACGCACGCACGCACUGCAAGAGCAUGGUCUCGAGACUAAUAUUUAAACUUUAUCUUACAAGCGACCGCGCGCCCGUCAAAUACGACACGAGUGCGCGCGUCCACCACCAUCCAUAUUGAUUGAACCAGGGUUACUACUAUUGGGGGUUAUUGGGGUCAACGGGUGCAUUGCUUCCUUGCUGUUUCGUUGUCGUUCGCGCUCUUUAGCUAGCUCAGGCAUUGCUCCAUCGUCCACUGCUAAUGUUUUGGCCUCAAAGAAUUUACUAUGUAGCUAUAGAUAGAAACCCCGCAUGCACUGUAAUACCUCGCAGCAUCAUGGCAUUAUACACGACGCGC